CCUUCCUGGGAAUUCUAGCUUUCAAAACUUGUUGAAACAAGCUGCAGUAUGAUGGCAGCAGGUCGCAUGCCUGGUUGGAUUUGAUGCAUGAAAUUUGCAUGACUCCUAACGUUCAGUUUCUGGAUUUGACAGUGAACAAGCAUGGCUCAUCCAGUGAAUGCUAAUGGUGGUUUUACAGAAAAAGAUGAAAAUACUCUGAGUGGGGAAGAUGACAGAGACCAGAAAGAUCCUUAUUUUGUGGAAACACCGUAUGGUUACCAGUUAGACUUGGAUUUUCUCAAAUAUGUGGAAGAUAUUCAAAAAGGAAACACUAUAAAAAAACUAAACAUUCAGAAAAAGAAGAAAGUGACACCAACUUUUGUGACUGGCAAAAACACGGGUAUCCAGUACAGUGGAUGGACUUCAAAUGAAUCUCUUUCUUCAUCCAACAGUGAUGAAAACAAACAUUCAUCAUCCCUCUUUGCAGCACGAAGCCAAGCAACAACAUCAGUCUGCACAAGACCAUCUUUGUCUUUUGAAGCUUCUCCAAACUGUUUAACCAUCCCUGAAAGCAAACAGCUACUGCCUCCCUCACCACAGCUGCCUAGACACAACCUUCAUGUCACCAAAACUCUAAUGGAAACACGGAGACGACUGGAACAGGAAAAGAUUGCAAUGCAGGUGAUCCCAGGAGAAACCCGAAGGCCCAGGCUUUCCAGUUUUGGAGCCAUGGGUUCAACAAGCUCACUUCCCUCCUUUGUUGGAUCCACUGGGCACAAUCAGAUGUCUCAGCAGUUUCAGAAUGGGCAUCAGGGAAAUGGAGACUACAAUGUUUAUCUAACAUCCUCUUUGGGCAGUUCCAUCAGACAUAGUCCUUUGAGUUCAGGUAUCUCAACACCUGUGACCAAUGUUAGCCCAGUUCACCUGCAACACAUCAGGGAACAAAUGGCUAUUGCGCUCAAACACCUCAAGGAGCUUGAGGAGCAAGUGAAGACCAUUCCUGUGCUUCAGGUUAAGAUUUCAGUAUUGCAGGAAGAGAAAAGGCAGAUGAUGGCAAAGCUCAAAAGCCAAAGAAUAGUCAACCAGAAUGACACAGGCCAUUUCAGAAAGAGGUCUUACAGUGCAGGAAAUGCAGAACAGUGGAAGCAUCUCUCUCCAGUCAGGAGGGGUGGGGAACUUUAUAUAGAUUGUGAGGAAGAAGUGGGGAGUGUGGAACAGAGCUCAGAAAAGGUAGAAGAGUUUAGGAAGUUGACUGCUGAAAUGCAAGCCUUAGAGAAGAAAAUACAGGACAGCAACUAUGAUACCCCUUCUAACCUGAGAGUGAACCGUGAAAGUGUAAUGAAAGAAAAGAAGUCUGUUGCUGUGGGUACGGAGGAAAAUAUGAAUGAUAUUGUUGUGUAUAACAGAACUUUGAGAGUGUGCAGGGAUGUAGCAAUAGGGACUGAGAACAAAACUAAAGAUUCUAGCGUUGGAGUGACAGAGGGGAUGCUUGGCCUGUCUACAGAGGCUGAGCGGGAAAUAGAACUCCAGCAGCAGACGAUUGAAGCCCUUAAAGAGAAAAUCUACCGGCUGGAGGUUCAGUUGAGGGAAACAACUCAUGACAGGGAAAUGACCAAAUUAAAGCAUGAGCUUCAGGCAGCUGGGUCUAGAAAAAAAGUGGACAAAGCACUGAUGGCUCAGCCUCAUGUCUUCAGCAGGGCAGUGGAGGCAGUGGUACAGACAAGAGACCAAAUGGUAGGUGGUCACGUGGACGUUGUUGAUUCAUGCAUAGGGAGCUAUCUCCAGAUGAGUGAUGUUGGAGUAUCCUGUAGGCCUGUGUUACAGAGUGCAGCUGUAGGGCCAGAUGUGCCAAUGAAUUGGUGGAUUGUAAAGGAGAGGAGAGAAGUGUGCAACCAGUGUGUUGGGAGAUCUGUUGAGAUGUGCAACAAGAGUGUGGGAACAGAUAUGAGCAUCUGCGAAACUGGAGUCAAUACAGAAGAAUCUGUGGACAGUCUAAGCUUGCACAAAUUAGAGCUGAAAGUUGAAGUGAGGUCUAUAGGCUGUGGGGAUUGUCUGACAGACUGUCCAUCAACAGAGACUGUGUCCUGCAGCACGAACACGGAAACUGGUUGCAAAGUGGAUUCUGGAGUCAUGGCAGUGCCUUGUACAGCUACCCAGGGAACCAAUACAGUAUUAGAAAAGGAUAACCAAUUCACCAACACAGAAAUGGUUUCCUUAACUGACUCCAGCACCAACACUUUGCUGAGUACUUAUGAUAAACAGACAAACACCGUUAUUGUGGAAAUGCGGACCGUGGCUGUGGGAGAUGGUAGGGUAAAGGACAUAAAUACAGCUCCUAAAACUCGUUCCAUUGGUGUUGGAACGCUGCUUUCUACCAUGGACGGCUUUGAAAAACCUUCUCUACCAAAGACCAAAGAUACUGGAGUGGGGCAGAUCAGUAUUAAUGAGAACUAUCUAGUUGGCCUGAAAAUGAGAAACAUUGCCUGUGGUCCCCCUCCAGUGUCAGUAGUGCCUGCCAGCACUAGAAGCAUUGGUGUUGGGGAUGAAUCUGUGUGUGAAUCAGGAAGUCUGGUGCUGGACAAUCCAUUCCCUCUCCCUGAGAUGAGGACUGGCUUAGAUCACUACAUAGAGCGGGUUCAGAAGCUGGUUCAAGAGCAGCAGAUGCUUCUUGCCGAAAACUACUCUGAGCUAGCAGAAGCUUUUGGAGAGCCUCAUUCACAAAUUGGGUCUCUCAAUUCUCAGCUCAUCAGCACCCUCUCGUCAAUCAACACUGUCAUGAAAUAUGCAAGCACUGAGGAGCUGCGCAGCUUAGAUGUUCCAAAACAGUGCAUGGACAAAACUGCUACAAAAGAAGAUAAUUUGCUGUAUGUCCCUCGUGGCCACGUUGGCAGUUCCUGUUUAGUUUCAAGCUCUCAUGUGUCGAAACUAGGACCAGAGGUUGGGACCAUAAGUAAGGAGAAGGCUGCCAUGGUAGGGACAGGACAGGACCAGAAAGCCUCACCUUCCCAAGACAGCACUAUGUCUCCAAUUAAUCUUACGGAUGACCAGCUUGCUUCUGGACUUUAUGUAUGUUCAAAUGAGAGCAUGUUGAAGUCAAUCAUGAAGAAGAAAGAUGGGAACAAAGAUUUGAAUGCAAAGAAGAAUCUUCAGUUUGUUGGUAUAAAUGGAGGGUAUGAAACAACAUCGAGUGAUGAUUCUAGUUCAGAAGAAAGUUCCUCUUCAGAGUCUGAUGAUGAGUGUGAUGGGAACGGGUAUGUUCAAAUUGAGGAGAACGGCAGCUUACUCAAGGUAGACGGACAGCAAAGGCUAAACAAAGAAGAUAUAAAGUCUGUCCAUGUGGAAGAACAGCAUCAGGUUCAAGAGGCUGAACCUGAAAAAGUGGAAAUCCGUGAGAGAUAUGAGUUGAGUGAAAAGAUGUUGUCUGCGUGCCAUCUGCUUAAAAGCAGCAUUGAUGACCCAAAGGCAAUGGCCAGUAAAGAGAUAAGAUUUUCUUUAAACACCAUCCAACAUGAGUGGUUUCGUGUGUCAAGUCAAAAGUCGGCUGUUCCUUCAAUGGUUGGGGACUACAUUACUGCUUUUGAAGAGGUUUCUCCUGCAGUCCUUAGACAUGUGAUCAAUAUGGCAGAUGGAAACGGCAACACUGCUCUCCAUUAUAGUGUCUCCCACUCCAAUUUUGAAAUUGUGAAAUUGCUUUUGAAUGCAAAUGUCUGCAACGUAAAUCACCAGAACAAGGCUGGGUAUACCCCCAUUAUGCUGGCUGCUCUUGCAGCUGUGGAGGCUGAGAAAGACAUGAGAAUAGUGGAAGAGCUCUUUGCCUGUGGAGAUGUGAACGCUAAAGCCAGUCAGGCUGGUCAAACUGCUCUGAUGCUUGCUGUGAGCCAUGGUCGAAUAGAUAUGGUGAAAGCUUUGCUGGCCUGUGGAGCAGAUGUCAACAUCCAGGAUGAUGAGGGCUCGACUGCCUUGAUGUGUGCUAGUGAACAUGGACAUGUUGAAAUAGUUAAACUCUUGCUAGCUCAACCUGGAUGUAAUGGAACCUUGGAGGACAACGAUGGCAGCACAGCGCUUUCGAUAGCUCUUGAGGCAGGGCACAAGGAUAUAGCUGUUCUUCUCUACGCUCAUGUAAACUUUUCCAAAACCCAGUCCCCGGGAACGCCGAGGCUUGGAAGAAAGCCAUCUCCUGCUCCUACCCUUAGAGGCACAUUUGAUUGCUAGCUACAAAUACAUAUAUACUCUCAAUGUCCACCUCUCUCAAGCUGCUAGUAGUUACUGUUUUACAGUGACAGAUAUUGAAUGUAAUUGUAUUGUGCCUGAGCUCACCAGCAAUCUGAAAGCAGACAGAUUAAUACCAAUUUGGGGGGGGGGGUUAGGACACUAUCCUUGCUGAUAUUACUUAGCAUAAGUGCACCACAGUGUGGCUGCCAGGUGGAAUCUUUACAUUGCUCCCUGUGGCCACACAGAUUAGGCAUUCUUUUCCACACUUGCUGCAGGACUGCAAAGGUUUUGUGGUUGUGCAUAGAAAACCAUCUGAUUUUGUGGCAAGAUGGUAGAUAUGUAAUACUUGCUGUGUGGGAAUAGUUGUAAGAAAUUGCCUCUGUGUGGCAGCUGUUGGCCUCUGACUACUUUUACCCAUCUUUUCAACCUUCAGGAAAUAGCACAGAAAUCCUAUUUUUCUUUGAUGCAGAAUAUAUAUCCCCCUGCUAUGUUACAUACGUUUAAGUGUUUUAAGCUAUCUGUUAGCUAUGACUAUUCCCCACCCCACCCCAACACAUCUUGUUGGCUUUUUAAAAUGGUGUUCUUAAUUAAUAUUUAUGUUUGCUUUUGCUGGGAUUGUUGGCAUCAUAAACAUCAUUCCGAAAUAGUUUAGUUCCAUUGCAAUGCUUAGUUUAAUCUAAAAGGCGGCUACUGCUUACCUUGCCAGCUCUUUGGAAUGUUGGCUGGUGGGCUGAUGGCUUCACAGUGAAAGACAAGCCACGGUCUCUUCUGAAAUAAACGGUUGCUGCCGAUUUGUAUAGCUUUUAUAUUGAAGAUUAAGAGACAGUAUUUUUGACAUUUUUAUUCCAUAAUAAAGAAAUACAUUAUACAUAACUGUUACUAGGUUUUUAUUAACUGUCUACAUGAUCUCUGAGGUAUGUUGGAGGAUGCGUAGCAAUAAUGUUUGCUGUUCAUCUCCAGUGGAACCAAACAUUGUUCUAGGCAUGUCUAUAUGGAAAACCCUGUCACGUUCACUUCAGUCAUAUGUAUUUAAAUGUUUGAAGUGCCUUAGACUCUUGCCAUAUUUUCAAAAUAAAAAUUCCUUAUGAUAUUUAU
Messenger RNA from Gekko japonicus, 5286 nucleotides. It is a transcript of the gene KANK1, whose product is annotated as KN motif and ankyrin repeat domains 1. The record is from RefSeq and is a predicted model, not a curated record. Gene Ontology annotation, cellular component: cytoplasm; cytoskeleton. Gene Ontology annotation, biological process: negative regulation of actin filament polymerization. Gene Ontology annotation, molecular function: protein binding. The transcript is spliced from 12 exons. NCBI's taxonomy places the organism in Eukaryota, Metazoa, Chordata, Lepidosauria, Squamata, Gekkonidae. Bases 142 to 4191 code for a protein of 1349 amino acids.